Molossus molossus (Pallas's mastiff bat) is the source of this 2191-nucleotide messenger RNA. It is a transcript of the gene ISL1, whose product is annotated as ISL LIM homeobox 1. The record is from RefSeq and is a predicted model, not a curated record. Gene Ontology annotation, molecular function: DNA-binding transcription factor activity, RNA polymerase II-specific; cis-regulatory region sequence-specific DNA binding. Lineage: Eukaryota; Metazoa; Chordata; Mammalia; Chiroptera; Molossidae. Gene Ontology annotation, biological process: axonogenesis; neuron fate specification; positive regulation of transcription by RNA polymerase II. The transcript has 6 exons. Gene Ontology annotation, cellular component: nucleus. Bases 261 to 1310 code for a protein of 349 amino acids.
GUUUGAGUAAGAGAUAAGGAAGAGAGGUGCCGAGCCGCGCCGAGUCCGCCGCCGCCGCAGCGCCUCCGCUCCGCCUGCUCCGCCGGCUCCAAGUGGACUCCCGACCCGCCAGGGCGCGGCGCGGCGGGCAGCGGCUGCUCAGCCUCGGCAGCCCCGGGCCACUGUCUCCCACUUAGCCACAGCGCCAGCAUCCUGUCCGUGGGCUGGGCACCAACUGUCCAACCACCAUUGCACUGUGGACAUUACUCCCUCUUACCGAUAUGGGAGACAUGGGAGAUCCACCAAAAAAAAAACGUCUGAUUUCCCUAUGUGUUGGUUGCGGCAAUCAAAUUCACGAUCAGUAUAUUCUGAGGGUUUCUCCGGAUUUGGAAUGGCACGCGGCGUGUUUGAAAUGUGCGGAGUGUAAUCAGUAUUUGGACGAGAGCUGUACGUGCUUUGUUAGAGAUGGGAAAACCUACUGUAAAAGAGAUUAUAUCAGGUUGUAUGGGAUCAAAUGCGCCAAGUGCAGCAUCGGCUUCAGCAAGAACGACUUCGUGAUGCGCGCCCGCACCAAGGUGUACCACAUCGAGUGUUUCCGCUGCGUGGCCUGCAGCCGCCAGCUCAUCCCCGGGGACGAGUUCGCGCUGCGGGAGGACGGGCUCUUCUGCCGCGCGGACCACGACGUGGUGGAGAGGGCCAGCCUGGGCGCCGGGGACCCGCUCAGCCCCCUGCACCCGGCGCGGCCGCUGCAAAUGGCAGCCGAGCCCAUCUCUGCCCGGCAGCCGGCCCUGCGGCCCCACGUCCACAAGCAGCCGGAGAAGACCACCCGCGUGCGGACUGUGCUGAAUGAGAAGCAGCUGCACACCUUGCGGACCUGCUACGCCGCCAACCCCCGGCCCGACGCGCUCAUGAAGGAGCAGCUCGUGGAGAUGACCGGCCUCAGCCCCCGCGUGAUCCGGGUCUGGUUUCAGAACAAGCGGUGCAAGGACAAGAAGCGGAGCAUCAUGAUGAAGCAGCUGCAGCAGCAGCAGCCCAACGACAAAACCAAUAUCCAGGGGAUGACAGGAACUCCCAUGGUGGCUGCCAGCCCGGAGAGACAUGACAGUGGCUUACAGGCAAACCCGGUGGAGGUGCAGAGUUACCAGCCACCUUGGAAAGUACUGAGCGACUUCGCCUUGCAGAGUGACAUAGAUCAGCCUGCUUUUCAGCAACUGGUCAAUUUUUCCGAAGGAGGACCGGGCUCCAAUUCCACGGGCAGUGAGGUGGCUUCCAUGUCCUCCCAGCUCCCGGACACCCCCAACAGCAUGGUAGCCAGUCCCAUUGAGGCAUGAGGAACACUCACUCAGCUGUAUUUUUUUUUUUUUUUCCCUGUUGGAGACAGUGGGAAAUUAUAAUGUUGAACUCCGAAAAACAAACGUAUUUAACGACCCAGUCAAUGAAAACUGAAUUGAGGAAUGAACGCUCCAUGAAAUGCACGGUCUGUUUUAAUGACAAGGUAAUAUGGUAGCAACACUGUGAAGACAAUCAUGGGAUUUUACUAGAAUUAAAAACAAACAACAAACAAAACCCAAACCCAACAUACACGCUAUCCAGUGACCUUAGGAGUACUGAAAAAAAAAGAAGAAAAAGAAAAGAAAAAAAAAAAAAGACGUUUUUAAAACGUAGAGGAUUUGUAUUCAAGGAUCUCAAAAAAAGCGUUUCUUUUCACCGCACACGCAGAGGAAGGCAGAAACAGAUUUCCUGGUCCAUCCUAUUCUGAAGGGUGCUGUUUCUAUGCUGGUGGUUGGCUUGCCGAACAGGAGCCCAGCAGAGGAGCAGGAAGGGAAACUGGCUGAAAGAGCCCUUUCAGGAAGGAGCUGCGCGGUUGGCCAUGUUUUCAGUUGACUUUAACAAGGGGUUAAUUGAAAUCCUGGGUUUCUUAGCUUGUCCUGUAGCUGGUUUCUUUUUUCCUUUUGCCCCCGACUCCUCCCUUCCCCUCUUUUCUUUUUUUUUUUUUGAGAUCCAUCCUCUAUCAAGAAGUCUGAAGCGACUUUAAAGGUUUUUGAAUCCAGAUUUAAAAACCAACUUCUAAAGCAUUGCAACAAGGUACCUCUAUUUCGCCACAAGCGUCUCGGAUUGUGUUUGACUUGUGUCUGUCCAAGAACUUCUCCCCCAAAGAUGUGUAUAGUUAUCAGUUACAAUGACUGUUUUCUCUCUCUCUGGAAAUAAAGAG